CCCGCGGCGAUGUCCGAGCGGCAGCGGCCCCGGCGCGGCCCCAGCCGGCACUCGGGGCGCUGCGCCGGGCCCUGAGCUCCCGCGGCCCCGCAGAGCCGCGGCCGGCGAGGCCCGGAGCGCCCGGCCGAGGAUGGGGAUCCUCUUCACCAGGAUAUGGAGGCUCUUCAACCAUCAGGAGCACAAAGUGAUCAUUGUGGGCCUGGACAAUGCAGGGAAAACGACCAUUCUGUACCAAUUCUCCAUGAACGAGGUGGUUCACACCUCUCCCACCAUCGGCAGCAACGUGGAGGAGAUCGUGGUGAACAACACGCGCUUCCUGAUGUGGGACAUCGGCGGCCAGGAGUCCCUGCGCUCCUCCUGGAACACCUACUACACCAACACCGAGUUUGUGAUCGUUGUGGUGGACAGCACCGACAGAGAGAGGAUUUCUGUGACUAAAGAAGAGCUGUAUAAAAUGUUAGCACACGAGGACUUGAAAAAAGCAGGACUGCUGAUCUUUGCUAACAAGCAGGAUGUGAAGGAGUGCAUGACAGUAGCUGAAAUCUCCCAGUUCCUGAAGCUGACUUCAAUUAAGGAUCACCAGUGGCACAUUCAGGCCUGCUGUGCUCUCACUGGAGAGGGACUGUGCCAAGGACUGGAGUGGAUGAUGUCCCGGCUGAAGAUCAGAUGAUUUUUAAUGAGCUCUUUGCACAGACAUUGCUCCAGCAGAGCUGUACCGGUGGCAGAGUGGAGGGGUAGAUGUAUUUAUACAGAACUGAUUGCAACUGUAUUUUCUACAUAGCUACACACACACACACACAGAUGGGGACAGGAAUUGGGAGCAGGCACAAGAGCCAAGGUGCACUUUGGGCUCCGGUUUGGUUCGGGUUCCUGGAGGAUCAUUCAAAGCUGUGACCAGCCUUCUUUUCAAGCUGCCCCUCGGAACAGUCCGGCCUUGGCCGUGGGGAGGAUGAAGCAAGAGGAAGGAGCUUUUAAUUUAGAGUUUUAUUAUCCCACUGUAGCCCUCUCUAGUGGAAGUUUUGGCUUCAUUAUUCCAGUAAAUCAGCGAGCGAAUCACUGGCCUCGGUAUUGACUCUCCAGUAUUUCCAAGGUUGCYGAUGUUACAAAUGCAAAACUCUCUUCCUGUAUGUGUACUGUACAUAUUUGUGUAUAUUUAUACCUCAAUCCUAGGUUAAUUGCAAUCUGCUCAGAGCAGUGUGUAAAGCUGAAUCAGUAUGUUGGCAGCAGUACUAAUCUGUGACAUGGCCAUGUCCCCGUGGCACGAGUCCUUCCCCUCCGUGUCCCUACAGCUGUAACGUCAAUCAGACAUUGCCUCUCCACAACCUGACAAACAAACUCUCUCUUCAGCCCAUUGCUUGUUUUUCCAUGUGUUUUUUUGAUUAAGGGAGGAGGCUGGAAUGGAYUGGGGCACACGGAUUGAGCUUCAAAUUCCAGUGCUGGCAAGGAGUUCCAAAUGAAAGGAGUUUUCCUGAUUUAUGGUGGUCAUCAUUGGACUGGGUGAUGCUGCAGGUCCUGCCCACUGCUCUCCUUCUCUGCUGUGCUGGUUGAUUCAGGUCUAGCAGAAGUAUCUUGAGCUGUCAAAAAGGGAAAAGUAUCUUUUUUUUCUUAACCAAAGAAGAGGCACAAAGUUGUGUUUGAAAGUCACACUGAAACCGGACAAGUCAGACUUUAAUGAGGUGUUUUUCACAGGAAAAGCUCUUUUUACUACACAAAAUGUGCAGAUAUURAAAUGUGCAGUGGUGGGGACAAAGCAGAUGACACUACUUGAAAAACUCCAGGUGACCCCCACGAGGUCCAGGACAGAACCUGUUGAAACCAGAACUCCCUGCAUGGUCCCCAAAGCAGUGGGAGAACACUAGGAUUACCUUUCCCUGCUCUAGCACCUGCUGGGAUGGCUGUCCCAGGCAGAAUUCCCACUUUAGGGGAUCCAAGCAGUUGGGAUGGCAGAGGGAUGRUUGGAAAUGUCAGACUCUGUGGGAGAUGUGUUGGGAGUACAGCAAAAUGAAACAAAACAGUUUAAAAUGUUCUUCCCUUUCUUAGCCCCUGUGUCUGGUAAGGAUGGAAAAGACAUUUUUAAGGCUUAGUUUGAAUUUUUUUAAGGUGCUUCUCUUUGGUUYUGGGAUAAUCUGGUCAGCUCCUGCCUUCCUGCUCACCUGCCUCCCUGGGAGCACGAGAAUCCUGGGGAAAGGAGGGGAGGCAAUCUCAAAAGUCUGUAUUUAACAAAGGCAGGUAAAGAAUUUAACUUUUUAAUCUAUUUUUGGUAUCUCCAAUGCUCCCUGGCUGGGGGAUCUGCUGUCUUUGUUAAACAUUAAGGUGUACAUGCAUAUAUCUCUAGUGCAUGCACAUAGAUCUUGGUAUUUAACUGGUGUAUUGCAAAAUGUAUCAAUGUUUGAACAAUUAACAAUUUAAUGCAAAGACUCUCAGUUUCUCUGACAGUAUCUACAAGCAACGAGCUCUGUGCACACCUGCAUAUGAAAUGGAAUUGUACAUUUUCUAGUCUAAAAAAAAAAAAGAAAAGAAAAAGCAGACUUGCUUCUAAACCCAAGCAUUUGGUUUUUGAGUCUUGUGUCUUCCCCGGGCUGAAUGUGCACAGUUUGGGUGAGCUGGGGUUGGUUGGUAAGAGAAGGAGCUGUUCUGUUGGUGGUGGAGCAGUGUUGGGRUUGCUGCUGCUUGGCUGGAUUUGUAGGAUUUCUCUGUGGGGUGUGCUGUGAGCAGCCUCUCUGUUCUUACACAUCACUUGAGUUGCUUUGACUCUUUCUUUCUCUGGCCACUUCCCCUUGCCGUGGUCCCCCAG
Molecule: messenger RNA, 2794 nt
Organism: Malurus melanocephalus (red-backed fairy wren)
Lineage: Eukaryota; Metazoa; Chordata; Aves; Passeriformes; Maluridae
Gene: ARL5A
Product: ADP ribosylation factor like GTPase 5A
Exons: 6
Coding region: 131-670 (179 amino acids)
Biological process (GO): protein localization to Golgi membrane; intracellular protein transport; vesicle-mediated transport
Cellular component (GO): trans-Golgi network; cytoplasm
Molecular function (GO): GTPase activity; GTP binding
Source: RefSeq, a predicted model, not a curated record